Messenger RNA from Carassius auratus (goldfish), 876 nucleotides. Its product is annotated as GTPase IMAP family member 7-like. Lineage: Eukaryota; Metazoa; Chordata; Actinopteri; Cypriniformes; Cyprinidae. The transcript is spliced from 2 exons. Gene Ontology annotation, molecular function: GTP binding. The coding region runs from base 1 to 876 and encodes 291 amino acids. The record is from RefSeq and is a predicted model, not a curated record.
AUGGCGUCCAGAAGCGCUACAAAAGAGGGAAAAGUGUCACAGAGAAGGCUGGUGUUGGUGGGAAUCACUGGAGCAGGGAAAAGCUCCUCCGGAAACACCAUCCUGGGCAGGAGUGCCUUCACAGCUUUAAAAAGUGGUUCAUCUGUAACCAAAGAGUGUGGCAAAGUGACUGAAAAUGUGGCAGGGAGAGAAAUCACUCUGGUAGAUACACCAGGCAUGUUUGACACAGAUAUUUCAGAGGAAAAGCUUCUGAAACAGGAGAUCAGUAAGUGUAUAAAUAUGACGGCACCUGGACCUCACGCCAUCCUCCUGGUCAUUCAGUUUGGCUCAUUUACUGAAGAGGAGAAACUCUCCGUGGAGAAGGUCAGAGCCAUAUUUGAAGAAUCAGAUAAACACACAAUCGUCCUCUUCACUCACGGUGAUAAACUGAAACGCUCUAUUGAGGAACACAUCAGUAAAGCCAGUGAGGACCUGAAAGAAAUCCUGAGACGCUGUGGGGGAAGAUAUCACGUCUUCAACAAUAAACACAUGGAGGAUCGUAAUCAGGUUGUGGAGCUGCUGGAGAAGGUAGACUCCAUGGUCGCAGCUAAUGGAGGUGAAUAUUACACCAGUGAAACAUACCGCGACAUGGAGCUCAUGCUGAGAACUAAAGAAGACGAACUGAGACGAGAAUAUGAGAACAAAUUACUAGAGAAAAAAAGAGAGCUGGAGGCCACGUUUGCUGCAGAGAAGCAGAAGCUGGAGGAAAGACUGAUCGAGUACAAGCGUUAUUACGAUGCACAGCUUCGAGAGUUCAGACUGAAGGCAGAACAGACUUAUACUAAUGAGAAUAAACUAAUUAAGAUCAUUUACAAGUUGAAAAAACUCACAGUCUAA